GGGAGGGAAAGAAAGAGAUGCGGCCGCAUCCGUGAGUCGCCUCUGCCGAACGGUGAGUCUCGCGAGUCUAGGACGGCGAGCUCGGGUGGUUCGUUGGGAGCCGAGCAGGUGCGCGGAGAAAGAUGGCUUCGGGCACAGAGAACGGCACCGUGCCGCAGUGGAAGCGGGACCUGAUCCAGCGGCGCAGACAGCAGAGCAAGGUGCUCGCGAGUAACGGGGCGAGCGUUAAGUUGUGCUCGGCAGUGAUCGGCUUAACGGGGACGGCGGAUCCGGCCGACCCGUCGCUCGCCACGCGCUCGAUAUCGGGGAUUUCUGGAAUUCCAGUAACCCAGGAUCGCUGUACCGGGAGCGGAAACGGGGACGCCGACGGCGGCGGGGCGCUGAGAACGCGCGACAACGCCGCCUGUACGGCCAUCUUAAAGGGCGCGCGUGGCGCCACCUCCACGGCCCCUGUCGGAAACGCGCCACCCGUCGCGGAGAGCGUGGCGCUUCGGUCUUCAGUCGCGUACAACAUGCGUCUCGAGGCGGAUGCGUCGCUUUGUUCCGACUCAGAGGAUGCUCUGAGUGGCGUCAACGGAGCCGAGGAGACGGAUAAAAAGAACGAGACCGGAAUGGACGGGACGGCAAGUAAAAGGGUGCUCGGCAAGCUGGACGGUGACGUGCUGACCGUCGAAAAUGGUCGCACGUCACGGGGCGCUAGCAAGCGGGAAUGUAACUCGCCGGUUGUGGAGAGGAUUAACAAUCAAGUUGGAAAUGGAGGCACCUGGGAGAAGGACGUUGUCAAAAUCGGUGAGGACUGUGAGAGCGACAGCUCUGAGGAACUUCAAUACGGUCCCGGUAUCGUUAAUAAACUCAAAAGCAAGUAUCUUAACCUCACUCUCCGUGAGACGAACAGAAGUCGCGCGUCCGUUCAGAGAUUUAGGAGGGCGGCGAGUUUGGAGGACUUGUUGGACAGGGAGGAUGAAAGUGAGGAAAAGUCCUGCAGGAAAUACGUUAAAAGAAACAUCGGAGGGGUUUGCGGCAAAGCGGAGAGGUACCGGAACACUGCCAGGGGCAAUGAGUCCAUGAAAAGGGCGAGGAGCGUCGAAACCCUUUUGAGAUAUAACAUCGUAAACGACGAUGGAAGGCUGCCCGUGGUAAGUGCGACGAGACAAGAACCCGUCAACGAUCACAUAGUCUUGAUAGAUAGAUCCUCGGUGAAGAUCGAGAGUCGUCUCGGGGACUCCGAGAGGCCGAAACCGCUUAAUAAGCCGAAGAGGAUCAAGCCAGUGUUGGCAGAAACGGAGAGGCCACCCCCGGAUCUAGUCAAGACCACGAUGCGCAUCUUUGAAUGUUCUGCUAAGAAGUUGAAACCCAAGGGUGAAGUCGCCGCUAAAGUAGCCACCUUCAAAACCAUUAACGAUACCUUUAAAGCUCAGAAUCAGAAGAAAAUUGUUCCCAAGCCCCCGCUACAGCCAAAACCUUUUAUAAAUGGAACCGCAAAGACCCCUGGGUCACCCAAGAAAAUUGUGUCUCAGAAAUCCACUGCCGAAAUGAUCGAGAGGCAGCUGAACCAGGACGAAUAUCGUAACGACGGUGUUAUUACGGAUCCAAUUGUUCAGUCCGUGUCGUCGGUAGUUAGCAAAUUUCAGCAGAUUGAAAAGGCGUUGUCUCCUUCUCCCUCUCCAGAACCAUCUUACAAGUUAAGAUUUUCACCGGCUCCAAGUCCUGAACCGUCUAUCAAUAAGCGAAAAAACUCUUUGGAGAUGAGCGUGAAAUCUCCUCCGUCAACACCGGUAUCAAACUCUCCACGUGUUUCGCCACCUCGAGUUCCGUCUCCAGGUUCACCGAAGAAGGAAUGCAUUUUUAGACAGAGUUCCAGCCCAAUUUCAAAAUUAUCACCAUCUAGCCCAAAUAAGGAAAACCUUCGACAGUUUUCCUCGUCAGAAUCGACGAAACCAACUUCGAACGAAGUCGAAGAGGAGGUCCUUAAAGUCAGUGGUGACGGUUCUAAGUUACUUUCGCAAGAGAUCCCGAAGAGCCCCGAUGGAGAUUGCAAAGAUCGAAUCGAUUCUCCGCUUCCCACUACAAGUACGACAAACGACGUAGAAGAAGAGGUCAUAGAUGGACCAAGGACUAUUUCCAAGUUGGCUUUAGAUAACAUCGGUAAGGCUGGCACCACUUUCCAAUUUAGCUUUAACAACGAACCAACUACCGGUAAGAGCUACUUGCCAGGAGUCAUGCAGAAUGGUCAGCAGAGUGCCCGAGAACCAACGACAAACGACAGUAUUGUGAGUGUCGAAACGUCUUUGGAAGCAAAAAACAAACUUCCGCUAGGGACUUCCAGCGUGGAGGCAGCGAAUACAGAAUGCACUGAAUCGGUUUCCAGGUUACAAUCGAGAUCGGAGCCUGAAAAGAGUGGAAGGGCGUCGAAGGACAGGAGAGAGGAUUCGACGAGUCCACCCUUGGAGAGAAAACCUAUCGGGGCUAUUUCCAGUCUUGGGCUUGUUCGAACCACGACAACGACUGCCUAUCCUCAGGGCAACGAAUCGAAAACUAUAAGAUGCCAGAAGUCCGAAUCGUCCUCUCCGCCGCAGAAACAAAUUGGCAUUAUCCGCCCCUUGGUGUCGACCAAGACUCAACUUCCACAGCAAAAUUUGAGCAAUCGAGAACUUGAAAAAAACCUGAUAAAUCGUGUCAAGAGCAUAGAACAACCGACGAAAGUAGUGGUGAGCCUGAAGAGUGCCGACGAAAUCCAACCUGUUAAAAAGUCAGGAUCGAGUAGUGGAGGACUGUGGGACACGAAACCCUGGAACCAACAGAACAACACGAUGGUCUUCAACUUCAGCAACCGUAAAGACGUUCCGGACUACAUUGAGAACGAUGGUCUGAUCAUACGGAGAAAGCAAGAAAAGCCAAAGGUCGGCGAAGGAGGCAUCAUCGUCCUCGAUGCUACCUUGGACGCCUCGACCACGGAUGAGGAAGAGUGGGAAAUGACCGAGAGGCCGCCAUCUCCUUGCGACGUCUCGUUCCUUAAUGAUAAUGUCCUCAUCAACGGCAAGAGCAACCUCUCCAAACAGCCGCGUAAUCACAAGUAUCGAAUUCAAUUCGACGACACGGCCACGAGCACCUUCGAGUACCCCAGCGAGGCGUCCAUGCUCGAGGGCGAGACCAGCAGCGUAGAUGGCGACACUUCCGGUUCCGGCGAACAGUCCGCAGCAAUCAGCGCCAACAAGCCCUCCGUCGCCAGUCCCACGACGAGCAUGACCUCCCUUCUCGGUGGAGGAGGUCUCGCGAACUUCACACCCAGCAAGGUAGACCUGGCGUCGGAAGGAUUUGAACUCGGAGUUACUAGAGCUGUGGUUUCCACGUCGACUGUGACUCCUUCGACGACAUCUCAACCCGAUAGUCUCACCGAGGUGGAUUAUUUAAAGCCUGCCCAAGACGCGGGAGCGUGGGGUUCCGAGACCACGACGGAUCUUCUGUUUUAAUAAAAACUCCAGAAUCCGAGGUUCUCAUUUUUCACGAAGAUAUAUUCUACGUCGAACGAUCUACUAGGCGUCCCCGAUCGAAGACACCAGAAAAUGCACGAAAAUCCCUCGUGGAAGCGUUUGCACCGGUGAGACAUUGCAGAUUCUUCAAAAUGAAUUAAAAAACGGCCGCGUGUCCGUUUAACCUUCCUCAAGAAGAAAAGCGAGAUGCAGCCGAAGGACAAAUGCUCUCGUCGACAUCCUCGACCUCAUCCAGAGAGUCUCGUCGACGAGGAUUUUCUAAAAUUCUCCUUCGGAACUCCAGAAUUCGACAUCGGAAGGUUAACGAGGAUACAAAAUUCAAGGACCAGCCUCGUUAUCCUUCGACCAAAGACACCAGAAAGGCAUUCUAAAAUGCUUACAGGAAGCGUUUGCACCGGUGAGACGUCGUACGUCCUUCAAAAUGAAGAAGAGAGCGGCAAUGUGUCCGUUAAACGAGUAUUUUUACGAGAAGCGAAGUCCUGCCGCGGAACUAUAAUAAUGCUCAUCUUUGCGCAAUCACGGCCGAUUCUCGCGAGCUGUUUCGUCCUCGCGAGUCGUCGUUAAGGCGGCAGACGACCAGUUUUUCGUAGUCUUUCUAACAUUAAGGGUUUGUCAAGAAAAUGAUCGAAUUUCCGAAUCGAGGUGUGCCACAAACGAAGGCAUUCGUUAGCUCAUUAAGCGAAGGCGAAGGUGGACGUAUUCCUGUUCGACGCAUGCGUUCGCAUUGUAGACGGAUAUUUCACGCAAAAGCAGAGAAAUUGAUCAUGGAGUGUGCACGAUAUUAACGAGUAGUCGGAACGUAAUGGUCGAUUGUACGUGUGCGUCUGCGAGCCAGGAUAUGUGUACGUGACAUGUAAUAUUCUAAUAUAUACCGGAUGUUUCAUUUAAGUUGACACAACGACAUAGCUCGAAAACCAUUUAGAAAAAUGCGUAUUAAAUAAAAUCUUUAUGGUUUUGAGGGAGAAAAAUGAUGGCGAUAAUUACUUGAUAUGGCGGUGGUUUUCAAAAUAAUUCAUAGUUAACUUCAGCUUUUUACAUUGGAACCAAUGUCUUUUACAUCACAGUAAUUUUAUAUCACACUGAAAUUAUUCAAAUUUUAUUUGCAACGUUUUCUUGCUUUAAUGCAUGGUUAUAGAGAUAUAUCGUCGCUUCAAUUUAAACAAAACAUCCUGUAUAUAUAAGACAAUGUAAGGGCUUGCAUUCGGCGUAAAGUAAUAUCGAAUUCUGUGACCGAAUGAAAAACAUUCACAAUGUUGACGGAAUAUUUCCCAAGGAAAUUUCCGUAUUCUUGUGAUCCGACUAAUCCGUCAGAUGUGCACGUAACUUGAUAAGCUGGAUAUCCGUUUACCCAAGUAGUUGGAUAUUUAGUCUUCUCAGUAAGGAUAAAAGCAGGACCUUGUCGAACAGCGAUGCAACUAUCUCCGCGUGGAAGGUAAAACAGUAUCAUUCCAAGUAUAUGCAUUUACUUUGUAUUUCUACGCUGUAUCAAGCGAGUAAACAAAUGUCCUUUAUAUACGAUGAAUUUAUCGAGAACUGCCAAAUACGAGAUCAUAUUCUCGAGCGAUCUUCGACGCGAAUAAGUCCAACGAUCGUUCUUCCGUCACUGUACAGACGAGACGAGCGCAUAUCACACUUUUGGAGAGCUUUUAGUGGAUAAUGGGAGAUCGAGAGGAGGGAACUGAAUAACGUUUAGAAUUCUUUUGAAAUUACUUUAAUAAGCCAAGCCGCAAAUGUUUAAGCUACCAGCUGACGGCCGGUAUCUUACACAAGGAUUUCUGUUUUGGGGGAAUUGCGAUUUUAAAUCGUAUCGAUAACAGGAAACUAGUAGAGGUAUAUAAACUCGGAGAUGAGCGGGGAGAUGUUUCACGCCAUUGUUUGAAAGAGAGGCAUAGCCCUCUGGCGCCCUCUACGCCCUUUACACAUUCUAUCGAUACUGUGCUGUAUUUGAAACAUUUGAAACCUUCUUUACUGAUAGAGAACAUUUCUCUCCUUUGAAAGCAGUUCCACCGCGUUAGGGAGCCGUAUCCCACUUUCGACAAUGGCGUGAAACAUCUCUGAUAAACUCAAAUUUUGAUCAGUAAAGGUUUUGCCAAAGUAGAGCGUUAAGUCUACUUAGUGUACUUAUUGCAACGGUGUACAUGAUAUCACUUUCUCGAUCGGUAGAAAUUGUAAGAAUUGUAAAUUGAGAUAACUGCGCAUUCCGCAUCACGGAGUGGAGGUAGUUCAGUCACCACGUGGUUCCAUCACCGAAUAUUACCAGUAAUUGUUAUUGCACCCUAUUGUUGGUUCUCGAUUGUUCUCAUUUCUUUUGGCGCAGGUGUAGGAGUUUUCGUAUAACUUUUGUUCGUACUCUAUUCGGUGGUUUCUUAUCAUUAGACGAGGCCCUUUAAAGUGAUUUUAGGAAUCAAUAAAUUCCCUAAAGAAAAAAUUAAUAAAAAAAAAAAAGAAACGGUCAAAUUGAACGCGCAGGAGGCCCAAUUUACUGAAUGUAACAUUUAAUUUUAAGCGAACUACAUCGUGUAUAUAUUAAAUUAUUGUUGGUCUUGAAAAGGAAAUGAUUUGCGCAAUCAAAAAUAAUUGAAGCGUUUCCGAUUCUGCGUGAUUCACUCUUUUCGCGCACUUCGUGUUUCUUUUUCGUUUAGGAAGUAAAGGCAGGUCCCUCGGAUGUUAAAACCUUAUUUCCCGUGUUUCGUGUUAGCUAUUAAUGAGUUUGUUAUACUUCGAAAGACCACCUAGGACAAAUCUUUCUAGAAAAUGUAGUUGCUACAUAUACAAUGAAUAAAGAUAUUAAUUUUGUAUACUCUGCAAAAAUUCAAAGUGCUCGAUUCAUUCCAAAAGUAAAUUCAGAAAUUAAUAUAAUAAAUAAUCAUUAAUAUACUGAUUUCUGUGGAUUAUCAAAUUUAUACAUUUCAAGCUGCAAGCAUAUUGUACAUUGUAAAGAAAAUCUGAUUUAGACUUAACGAACUCUCACUCGGCUAGUUAAUCGUCUCGUCUCAUCGAUGUUAAAAUUUCCUUAGGGUAGUCUUUCGAAAUGUAUGACUGUUUUGACAUGCGAUUACAGCAGAAGUGAAUAUGCAAAAGUAAUUUAUCAAAAAGUUGAAUGCCAUUUGAAUGAAUAAAUUCAAUCCGUAAUGAAUAAUUUAAUGGAGGGUUCGAUUGCUCAGAAGCAUUACUGUGUCCCUAUAAGACUUACGUGUUUGUAUUUAAAUACCGUGCCGGUUCGCUGAGCGUAGUCGGUAGGCCAUUGUCAUGGCAUCAGCAUUUUACAUUGUGAUAUUUUCAUUAGUUUUUGGAGCAUUUAAAAGAUAUACUUCCAAGCCCAUAUAGAAUGGUGAUAUAUGGAGGAAUCACUUUUUUCUUGCCACGUCAGUUCCAUCCUGCGAGAUGAUUACACGGAGCAGAAAGAAGAUUAGUGUUUACACAUUCCAAAAUUCAGUGAAGCGUCUGAAUCUUUAUUUCUUUCAAAAGACAAAAUAAUUCUUUACGUCUCCUUGCUUUAACUUGCAAAGCUCCGUAGUAUAUCUGUAAAUUAUUAUUGUACAGUAUGGAGGAGACUGGACUUUUUGUAGUCCCUAAUGCAUUUGCAGUUUACCAAGUAAAUAAUGAAGAGAAAGGAAAUAGUAUUACUUUAAGGUUACAAAUAAUACUUGAAGCUUGAAUUCAUAUUAUUACCUUGUAGGACAUACUUACCUUUUAGAAGUAUCAUGUGAUGUAUCAUUUGUGUGUUACGAAAUACUGAAGUAAUAAAAGCGGAUAAUAA
Molecule: messenger RNA, 7251 nt
Organism: Orussus abietinus
Lineage: Eukaryota; Metazoa; Arthropoda; Insecta; Hymenoptera; Orussidae
Gene: bif
Exons: 4
Coding region: 123-3470 (1115 amino acids)
Biological process (GO): neuronal signal transduction; chemotaxis
Cellular component (GO): nuclear membrane; rough endoplasmic reticulum membrane
Molecular function (GO): microtubule binding
Source: RefSeq, a predicted model, not a curated record